Bactrocera tryoni is the source of this 613-nucleotide messenger RNA. RefSeq names its product vesicle transport protein GOT1B. Gene Ontology annotation, cellular component: endoplasmic reticulum; membrane. The record is from RefSeq and is a predicted model, not a curated record. The transcript is spliced from 6 exons. NCBI's taxonomy places the organism in Eukaryota, Metazoa, Arthropoda, Insecta, Diptera, Tephritidae. The coding region runs from base 135 to 569 and encodes 144 amino acids. Gene Ontology annotation, biological process: retrograde transport, endosome to Golgi; endoplasmic reticulum to Golgi vesicle-mediated transport.
GAACAACCAAAAAGAAAAAUCGGUUUACGUGGAAGAGAUCAAAUAAUUCUAGUAAAUAAUAACUCAAUAUACUAAUUAUUGUUACUUUAGAUUGUUAAAAAUAUAUUAUAUAUAAAUUGUGCACAAGAAGUAUCAUGAUUGAAGUAACCGAUUUACAAAAAAUCGGCAUAGGCCUGGCUGGUUUUGGUGUCUCCUUUCUAUUUUUGGGUGUGCUAUUUCUUUUUGAUAAAGGAUUAUUAGCAAUCGGCAAUUUACUUUUCCUAAGCGGUCUUGCCUGCGUAAUUGGGGUCCAGCGUACAUUCCGGUUUUUCUUUCAAAGGCAUAAAGUUAAAGGAACUACAGCCUUUUUUGGCGGAAUUUUUGUAGUACUACUUGGUUUUCCUAUGAUUGGUAUGGUUAUUGAACUGUAUGGAUUCUUUGUGUUAUUCAGCGGAUUCUUCCCAGUGGCAAUCAAUUUCUUAGGACGAGUGCCUGUGUUAGGUUCUGUUCUGAAUGCUCCAUUUAUCCAAAAGCUUGUACAAAAACUUGGUGGUGAUGGUAAUCGAACGACGGAUUCCACUUUCACAUGAAAAUACUCGACUUAAUGGCGAUUUUUGUAUGCUCAAUUUGAAAA